AACGCAACGACGAGUAUGGAAUUGCUUAAUGUCUAAGACAUUACAGAUAGUAAAGCGUCUUUACAGAAAAUUCAAAUUCACUAUAAGUAAUACUUUUUUAUACUCUCAACUGGUGGUGAAAUUGAAUUAAGAAUGUUGAGCCGCCAUCUCCCAGAGGACGUGGUGACUGAAAUUUUGUCGACGCUGCCGGUAAAAUCGUUGAUGCGAUUUAAAUCUGUGAGUAAAGCCUGGUAUGCUCUCAUCAGAAACCCUCAUUUCAUCGCAAAGCACGACAAUUUCGCCAUUUCUGAUCACAAUCGCAAUCACUGUCGUCGAGUCAUCCUUGAGCGUUACCGAGCAAUAGAUACCCCACGUUUCUCCAUGCACUCUAACGACACCCUGGAGUUUUCCGGCGACAUACAUCUCAUCCCACAAUUGUUCUCAGAAGAUAUUAACCCAGUACUUUUCAUCGGUUCCUGUAAUGGAAUAGUUUGUGUUGUUGGUAUUUCUUCAGAGCGUUUUCAUUUUGGUCCUGAUCCAGACCGGGCUUGGGAGAUAGGGCUUUGGAAUCCUGCAACCAGAGAAUCUAAGAGGCUUCCGUUUGUCCCUCGCCCGCCUGAUUUUGUCCCUUUCCCCCCUGAUUUUCGCGUCCCGAGUUACAAGUUUGGCUUUGGUAUCGAUCUCAACACCAAUGACUUCAAGGUGGUUAAAAUCACGUGCUUCUAUUCUCCGCGGCAUUACCAAGUUGAGGUAUACAACCUUACUACUGAUUCUUGGAGAGUGAUUGAUGCAUCCCUCAACUUAGCCCAUUUUAUUUGUAGAUCUAAUUUUCCUUCAUACUUAAAUGGAUUCUGUUAUUGGUUGAUUUUUCCUCGGCGUUGCGACAGGGAGCAUAAUUUAUUGCUUUCCUUUGAUAUGAGCAAUGAGAUGUUCCGGGAAAUAAUGUUGCCUGAUGAUGUAAGAUCUCCUGCUGACAUUGCCAUUAUCAAUGACUCUGUAGCUGUGAUUUUUCCUACGUAUAGUAAUAGUAGUAGGAAUGACGUUGGAUUAUCAAUGGAGUAUGAAAUAUGGGUGAUGAACGAGUCUAUUGUGGAAUGUUCUUGGACUAAACUAUUUACGAUUGCAGUACCCAGCCGUCCUUUACAAUUUCGGGACGAUGGUUUGAUUGUGCUUAACGGCGGCCAUUGUGUUUCAGAUAAAUGUUUGGUAUUGUUUGAUCCAAGAACAGGAGAACUUAAGAAUCUUCCAAUAUAUGACGAAGGCUCGGAAAUGUUUAAGCUGGUGAGUUACAGAGAGAGCCUAGUUUUAGUUAAUGGAUGGAGGAAUGUGCUUGAGCAACAAUACACUUGAUCAUUAUGAUAUUG
This is a messenger RNA of Juglans microcarpa x Juglans regia, 1343 nucleotides long. RefSeq names its product F-box/kelch-repeat protein At3g06240-like. Bases 133 to 1329 code for a protein of 398 amino acids. NCBI's taxonomy places the organism in Eukaryota, Viridiplantae, Streptophyta, Magnoliopsida, Fagales, Juglandaceae. The record is from RefSeq and is a predicted model, not a curated record. The transcript has 2 exons. Gene Ontology annotation, molecular function: protein binding.